Molecule: messenger RNA, 1615 nt
Organism: Halichondria panicea
Lineage: Eukaryota; Metazoa; Porifera; Demospongiae; Suberitida; Halichondriidae
Product: MAPK/MAK/MRK overlapping kinase-like
Exons: 10
Coding region: 80-1483 (467 amino acids)
Biological process (GO): intracellular signal transduction; protein phosphorylation
Cellular component (GO): cytoplasm; nucleus
Molecular function (GO): protein serine/threonine kinase activity; ATP binding
Source: RefSeq, a predicted model, not a curated record
UUAGUUACUGGCUACCAUGGUGAUGACAUAAACACAGAGAUUGAUAAAGUGUUUAGGUAGCUAGCUUAGUAAGUUAAGUAUGAUUGCCACUGAGAACCUAUUCCCCUGUGACCUCCACACCAUCACACCAUUCGAGGUCUUCCUCCCCACCCAAUCAUUUGAAGAUUACAGGAUAGCUGGACGGAUGGGAGAGGGCACAUUCUCAGAAGUGCUCAAGUGUCAGAGCAUGGCAGAUGGACAACUCUAUGCCUGCAAGAAAAUGAAGCAGAAAUAUGACACGAUUGAGCAGGUCAACAAUCUGCGUGAGAUCCAAGCACUGCGUAGACUCAACCCUCACAGUAACAUCAUAGACCUCAAGGAAGUCAUAUUUGACAAACGCACUGGAACACUGGCCCUCAUCUGUGAGCUGAUGAGUAUGAACAUGUAUGAACUGAUCAGAGAUCGACGGAGUCACCUGGCAGAGUCAAAGGUCAAGCUCUACAUGUACCAGCUCUGCAAGGCCAUCUACCACAUGCACAGAAAUGGCAUUUUCCACAGAGAUGUUAAACCAGAGAAUAUUUUGAUCAAAGACAGUGUGUUGAAGUUGGCUGAUUUUGGCUCUUGCAAGAGUGUCUAUUCGAAGCUUCCCUACACAGAGUACAUAUCCACGAGAUGGUACCGACCACCCGAGUGCUUGCUCACUGAUGGACACUAUGAUCACAGAAUGGACAUGUGGAGUGUGGGCUGUGUCGUUUAUGAAAUCACUAGCUUACGGCCACUGUUCCCUGGUACCAACGAGGUGGACCAAGUGGCUCUGAUUCACCAGGUGUGUGGAACACCCUCACCCACUGUGCUACAGAAGUUCAGAAAACAUCAAUCUAGACACAUGGAGUUCAACUUCCCCCGGCAGUAUGGCAAGGGCAUAGCAGGACCUUACAUGAAGCAUGCUAGCAAACAGUGUUGUGAUCUCGUCACUCAACUGUGUGCCUAUGAUCCUGAUGAGCGGCUCACGGCUAAACAAGCACUCAGGCAUCCUUACUUCAAAGAUCUCAGGGAGGCUGAGAGGCGUGCUAAACAGAUGGUGACCAGUCCAUCCCUGGUGAGUGAUGUCACCUCAACCAAAACUCUCAGCUCAUCCAUUAAUAGUCGGAGAUCGAGAGGCAAAGCAGCACCACGCCACAAGUCAACACACAGGGCACCACACUUGCCACAAGUGCCCGAGUUCUUUGCUCUGAAUUCGUCACUGGGUCCAAAGGGCAAAACUGACAGUUUCAAGCUGCCUCAGAUUGACGCACGGACGUACCGCGGUCUCAACCCCGCCCCAUCAAACAAGAGUACAGCACAUGGAUCUUUCCUACCAUCUCUCUACAAUGAAAAAGCAAAACACGCCCUCUAUCCUGGCAUGACUGGUAGACACGCCCACGCAUCACACAGACACCACCCACUCCCCAAAUCAUUGCAGCCCCCACACCUGGCACAGCUGCAGGGGAGAGAUCCUGUAUAAUGAAUGAACUGUAAAAUGACUUUUUACCCAAAGUCUGUUAAAUCAUCAAUUUACGCAUGUAUAAUUAUUGUUCACUGCAAGUAGACACUUCAUUUGUGCACUUCAAGAAAAAAGUUAUUAACAAAAAUAAAA